AGACUUUCUGAGGCUAUCGGAGUCAAAGCUUUAGCCUGGAAAUUGUCACUACAUUGUGAAAUUCCUUCUGACACUCUGGAAAUGCUUACCUGCUUGCCUUAGGAUUUUUAACUUAUUCUACUCCAGCUUCUUAAAGCUUCCCAUCCCAGGUCUAUCUUAAAUUGCAGACACAGCAGCUCCUAAGAAAAAGUCUGUGAUUUCUGUUUCCAGUUUUCAAGAAAUUUCAGAUCGAAGGUCCCCAAUGAAGAGAUCCAACUGCACAGAGGUAAGAGAGUUUGUUUUCCAAGGCUUCUCCAAUUUCCAAGAGCAUCAGGUCACACUCUUUGUUGUUUUCUUUGUCCUAUACAUCCUGACUCUGACUGGCAAUGUCAUCAUUGUGACCAUUAUCUGCAUUGACCACCACCUUCAUACCCCCAUGUAUUUCUUCCUAAGUGUUCUCUCAACUUCAGAGACUUUCUAUUCUCUGGUCAUCAUCCCACGCAUGCUUGGUAGCCUUGUGGGUCUGAGCCAAACCAUCUCCCUGGAGUGCUGUGGGACUCAGCUAUUUUUUUUCCUUGGAUUUGGAAUCACCAACUGCUUCCUGCUAGCAGUCAUGGGUUAUGAUCGCUAUGUGGCAAUUUGCAACCCGCUUCGCUAUAGCAUCAUCAUGAAUUGGAGGGUGUGUGUCAUUCUGGUAUCUUCAAUCUGUGCCUCAGGGUUCUUGCUCUCGCUAGUCCAGGCCCUGGCCAUAUUCAGGCUGCCAUUUUGCAACACACUGAUUAAACAUUUCUUCUGCGAUGUCCGUCCUAUUUUGGAUCUGGCCUGUACUGUGCCAGUCAUCAAUGAAGUCUUGACAUUAGUACUCACCCUCAUGGUCCUCACAGCCCCUGCCAUUUUCCUCUUUGUCUCCUAUGCUCUUAUUAUUUCCACCAUUCUCAAGAUUGCCUCAGCUGAUGGCUGGAAAAAAACAUUUGCCACCUGCAGCUCCCACCUGACUGUGGUUGUGAUCCACUAUGGCUGUGCCUCCAUUGUAUACUUCAAGCCCAAAUCAGAGAACAGUAAGGACCAAGACCAGCUGCUCUCGGUGACUUACACUGUAAUAACACCUCUACUAAACCCUGUUGUGUAUAGUCUAAGAAACAAAGAAGUCCAGGAUGCUCUGCGAAAAGUGUUGUGUAGGCAAUCUUAGUUGCUAUCUUAGUUGCUGAGUUCUCUUCAAAUAAUUUCUUCUUUCUCAUAUAGAACCUGAUAGAUUAAGGUAUAAAGCCAGGGUUUCAUGUGAUU
This is a messenger RNA of Mus pahari (shrew mouse), 1263 nucleotides long. RefSeq names its product olfactory receptor 10J1-like. The record is from RefSeq and is a predicted model, not a curated record. The transcript is spliced from 2 exons. Gene Ontology annotation, cellular component: membrane. The coding region runs from base 242 to 1168 and encodes 308 amino acids. Gene Ontology annotation, biological process: G protein-coupled receptor signaling pathway. Gene Ontology annotation, molecular function: olfactory receptor activity; G protein-coupled receptor activity. NCBI's taxonomy places the organism in Eukaryota, Metazoa, Chordata, Mammalia, Rodentia, Muridae.